Serinus canaria (Common canary) is the source of this 1444-nucleotide messenger RNA. RefSeq names its product chibby family member 2 (gene CBY2). The transcript is spliced from 2 exons. The record is from RefSeq and is a predicted model, not a curated record. Lineage: Eukaryota; Metazoa; Chordata; Aves; Passeriformes; Fringillidae. The coding region runs from base 360 to 1343 and encodes 327 amino acids.
CGCGGAAGGAGCGCAGAAGGGAGCUGUGCAAGGAGGGUGUGCAGGAGCUGCCAGACCCUGGAGGGUCGGGGGGCAGGUGGCUGCUUCUGGGCCAAGGUCCCUGCCAGUGCUCACAUCAGCCUCAGUCCCCUGUCCCUGCUGUGCACCCCUCCACCUCUGGACACCCCAGCAACUCAGCUCGGCUCUGGGGAGAGGGAAGGAGCGCCGCUGGCCAGGCUGAGGAGCUGUUCUUUCAGUCCUAAUCGAGCUUCUCCAGCCCAGCUGUGUCACCUACUCCUUGGCAGUGGUCAGUGGCCUCUUGCAGAAGCCCUGGGAGAAGCCUUUUCCCACAGUCCUCCUCAAUUUGCUGAAGAAGGGCCAUGUCUGCCUUUGAUCAGAGGAACCAGAGCAUGCAGCACACAGAGCCUGAGACAGACUGCAUCAUCCCUCGGGUGAAGGCAAGGCAUGAGAUGUUUGCCUUUACUGAUGGGAGGUGGGUGAGUGACAUCUACUGCCAGCCACCCUUUUCUUCACACCGGAAACUCUUCAGCAAGAAGGCACAGAAUGAGUGGAGCAUCUGGGAGGAGAACAGAGCACUCUGGCAGGAAAACCAAGUCCUCUGGAUCAAAAACAGGAUGCUCUGGGAAGAAAACAAGGCCCUACAAUAUCUCCAGUCACAGAACAAAUCUGUCCAGGUAAUUUACACUGAUGCUAUUCAGCGAAGCCUCAAGAGCAAAAAUAGACCAUUCCCACUCUUCCAAGAGAGGAGCACAGGCUUUCAGCUCAGCCUGGGCAACAAAGCUUUCCAGGCAGCCCAGGAAAAGAAUAAGAUAUUUGAGGAUUUCCAGCAGGAGAAAAAAGCACUCCCUGUUACCUGGAAAGGCCAAAAAGCCAUCACAGUCCAUGAAGAGAGCAAAGAUGCCCGCUCAGCUCUUCAGAAGAACAUUGACACCAUCCCAGCUGUGGUAAAGGACAACGCUGGCCCAGUCCCCCAGCAGAAACAUGAAGGUAAAAGGAAGAGCACUACUUCAACUCAGAAUAAGAUUGAGUCUGUCCCAAGUACGCUGGGAGAGCAUGAAAUCCUCAGGGUUCUCCAGGACUUAUGUGAGCUCCUCCACACCUUCCUGAAAAUGAGCCAUCCUCCUGGGGAGAAACAGUGCUGUCACAACCUCCAUGACGUGAACAGAUCCUUCCAAGAGGAUUACAAUAAGCUGAAGCUGCAGCUGAAUGCUGUGAAAAACACUGUGUCAGACAUUACAGCUCAAAUGGAUAUGCUGGAAAAGGAGAUCGUUGCCAUCACUUCCCCAGUGUUCGAGGAGGCAGGCCAGAAGCUGGGAACUGAGCAUCAGCUUGGAGACAUGUGAAGCUUGGGACUUAGAACUGCUAGUUCAUUUCCCAGCAAGCCUCUCUCCUUUUUUCAGGAAACCUAAUAAAAUCCCAAUAGAGCCUGAAGAUAUCUGGGGAA